AUGAUACUCGUCGUGCUCUUCGCCAACUUCGAAGGCAACAUCCGCAUCAAGAAGAUGAUACCCUCCUACUCCCAACCACUCACACCACAUCGAGAGGCCUGGAGCGUCAGCUCCUGCAAGCCCCGCAACGGCGUCGCCUCCCUCCGCGACGACAGCCUCGACACCUACUGGCAGUCGGACGGCGCGCAGCCGCACCUGGUCAACAUCCAGUUCCAGAAGAAGGUGCAGCUGCAGCUUGUUGUGCUGUACGUGGAUUUCAAGCUGGACGAGAGCUACACGCCCAGCAAGAUCUCCAUCCGGGCCGGCGACGGCUUCCACAAUCUCAAGGAAAUUAAAACGGUGGACCUUUUGAAGCCAGUAGGAUGGGUUCAUAUAUCAUUAUCUGGCACUGAUCCCCGAGAAACAUUCAUUCAUACAUUUAUGCUCCAAAUUGCGGUGCUGGCCAAUCACCUGAAUGGGCGCAGCUGGGACGGGGCGGCGUGGCCGGCUGGAGGCGGGGGAAAGGGGCAGCCGGGCGGGGAGGAGUCAACGAGAAGGGACGGCGCGGCCGGCUGGAGGCGGGGGAAAGGGGCGGCCGGGCGGGGAGGAGUCGACGACAAGGGGCGGCCGGCCUGGGCGGUGUCGUAG
Messenger RNA from Triticum aestivum (bread wheat), 627 nucleotides. Its product is annotated as anaphase-promoting complex subunit 10. The record is from RefSeq and is a predicted model, not a curated record. Bases 1 to 627 code for a protein of 208 amino acids. Lineage: Eukaryota; Viridiplantae; Streptophyta; Magnoliopsida; Poales; Poaceae. The transcript has 6 exons. Gene Ontology annotation, biological process: anaphase-promoting complex-dependent catabolic process; protein K11-linked ubiquitination. Gene Ontology annotation, cellular component: anaphase-promoting complex.